Thelazia callipaeda (thelaziosis nematode) is the source of this 999-nucleotide messenger RNA. NCBI's taxonomy places the organism in Eukaryota, Metazoa, Nematoda, Chromadorea, Rhabditida, Thelaziidae. The record is from the annotation of a GenBank genome assembly.
AUGCAAUGCGUCAAAAAUGCCUUAACCACUAAAUAUGGCAGUUUUGAGACAGAAAUCGCACAACACAAACGUCGCGCAAUUGAAGUGUGUUUUGCGCAAAACAUAGCUGAAGGGAAUCAGAAAGAUAUCUGCGUGUUAGCUUUAUCUGAUUUAGAAAACAAAGCGUGGGAGCGUAACGGCCCACUGCGUGAUUGUUCCAUCUGUCGAACGUUCGCUACUGGUGCUAUCAAAGCUUUGUUGAAUACCCCAGAUGAUGAACAAAAAUGUAUACGUCAAGAAAUGUCGAAAGCCAUUAAGUCAGAAGCUGAAUACUGCUUACAGCAGAGAAAAAGUAGCUUCCUGCACUUACCUGAUUUCCCUGACCUUGAAGAAGGCUCGUAUGCAUUCAAGGAAGAAGUGAUAAAGUCCAUUUCGGAUCACAUUCUGGUUCAUAGCCGCUUGUCAUUCUGUUCUGAGCGAAGACCAGAACGUGCGAAGGCUACAAGGAAAUGCUUAGAAAAUCCGUUUGAAGGAUAUCUUGCAAACCACUGCAGUGUUAUAACAGAGUGUGAAAAUCGUUUGCCUGUAAGCUGCAAAACUGGGGUCAAGGACAUGAGAAAAUCUGUUUGUGCUUGUAUUCGAACUGCUCAAAAAGAUCUGAAACAACGACUUACAAGCAUUGCGCAAGUAAUCAGAAAUGUAGUUCAGGGAAGUGAUCGCGGAGCUGCUUCAAUCGGUAGUGCAAGCAAAUUAGAUCAAUGUGUUGCUGGAAUCAAAAGUCUAGUAAAAACGUCAGUAAACGACUGGAUUGAAGUUAUCGAUCAGACACUUCAGAAAUGUUUAAAAAAUAAACCCGCUGGACAGAAUUUAGGUCUCGACUCACUCAUCAACGUUGGAUGCCGGAAGGUAAUAGCUGACACGACGGGGACAGCACACUUACAACUGAAGACAGGCUUUGAUUUCCUCAACAAUCUUGUUGACGCUAUGGUCGAUAGAGCAGGGCGUUUUUGUCGGUGCUGA